UUUUUCAGAAUCAGCGUACAGAGAAAGCUACGUUCGCUCUUCUCCCCCGUCAGAACCAAAUCACAAGAGAAAACGAAUCGACCGUCGUUGUGAUUUCAAUCUCCGUGUUUGAUUAAACAGAAGAAGAAGAACCAUGCUUGGGUUAUUCAAAGUGAAAGAGAAGCAAAAAGAAGAAUCCCAAAAUAACAACAGAAGUGGAGCUUCUUCUGUCAAGAAGAAAUCUGCUGGUGAACUUCGUCUUCAUAAAGAUAUAUCAGAGCUGAACCUGCCAAAGUCUUGUAAGAUAUCUUUUCCGAACGGGAAGGAUGACUUGAUGAACUUUGAAGUUACCAUCAAACCUGAUGAAGGAUACUACACGAAUGGUAAGUUUGUGUUCACAUUCCAAGUCUCUAAUGUGUAUCCACAUGAAGCUCCCAAAGUGAAAUGCAAGACCAAGGUGUAUCAUCCCAAUAUCGAUUUAGAAGGGAACGUCUGUCUGAAUAUCUUGCGUGAAGACUGGAAACCGGUUCUCAACAUAAACACUGUUAUCUAUGGUCUCUUCCAUCUCUUCACGGAACCCAAUUACGAGGACCCUCUGAACCAUGACGCAGCUGAGGUUUUAAGGGAUAACCCAAAGACGUUUGAGAAUAAUGUCAAAAGGGCAAUGAUGGGUGGACAAGUUGGCCAAACCUCAUUUGCUCGCUGCAUGUAGUUGGACUCUUGUCCGGUGGUUUCAUAGCCAUCUUCUUCUUCUAAAGUAACUUCUGCUGUUUACUCUCUUGUACAUUGGGACCAAGUGAGUUUAGGAAUUUUCUGAUCUGCUUUAAAUAUUCAUUCCCAGAUUUAUUAUAACCAAAAAUAAUAUUAUGAAAAAAGAAAUCAAA
This is a messenger RNA of Camelina sativa (false flax), 863 nucleotides long. Its product is annotated as putative NEDD8-conjugating enzyme Ubc12-like. The record is from RefSeq and is a predicted model, not a curated record. NCBI's taxonomy places the organism in Eukaryota, Viridiplantae, Streptophyta, Magnoliopsida, Brassicales, Brassicaceae.